Messenger RNA from Cryptococcus wingfieldii CBS 7118, 1227 nucleotides. RefSeq lists its product as hypothetical. Gene Ontology annotation, molecular function: glycerophospholipase activity. Gene Ontology annotation, biological process: phospholipid metabolic process. NCBI's taxonomy places the organism in Eukaryota, Fungi, Basidiomycota, Tremellomycetes, Tremellales, Cryptococcaceae. The record is from RefSeq and is a predicted model, not a curated record. The coding region runs from base 1 to 1227 and encodes 408 amino acids. The transcript has 4 exons.
AUGCGAGGGACCUGCUCCUCCCUGCUGCUCUCCAGCAUCCUCCUUCCCCUCGCCGUCUCUUCGCUCCCCACCCACUCUUUUGGGCCCCGCGCCAACGCCGACCUGCCCGGCACUUUCGUCGAGUUUGAAGAGCUUGCCCAGUGCCCUGUGCUGUCCAAGAGAGACACCCCUACCUCUGCCAAGGAUGUCCGCCCGGAUGAUAUCAGAGUCGUCAUGGCCCUUGGCGACAGUAUUACUGCUGGUCUUCUCGCCCGUCCGGCCUCGUCCCUACUGUUCCCCACAAACACCACCUUCUUCCAGACCGUCGAUGUCGAAGAGUAUAGAGGGAUAUCGUACCCAAUGGGCACCGACGAGGGGGCCAUCACUAUCCCCAAUAUCCUUUCUCACUUUGUCACUGAUAAUGCUACCGUUCAGGGCGGUGCGAAAGGCCACCACGCUCCUGCUGCCUCCGCGCUCAUCGCCCAAGACGGUCUGAACGCUGCCGUGUCUGGGGCUACCUCUUCCUUGCUCACAUCCCAGGUGACCACCUACAUCGUGCCGAAGCUCGCUGCCCUCGGCCUCCCGGGCGAUGACGAUUGGGUGUACGCCAAUGUAGCUAUCGGCGCCAACGACAUUUGCGAUUUCUGUGUUGCUCCCAAUGUCGGCAUCGCGGGCGUCGGCACUCUUGGUUCCCCUACAGCCUUCGCAAACGACAUCCGUACUGCCGUCAACCUUUUGCGAAAACACACCCCAAAACUCAUCGUCAACAUCAUCGGUAUCCUCCCCGUCUCUGCCAUCUACAACCUGACCCUCACCAAUCCUUACUGCCAACCUGCCAUUUUGAGCGAUGUGCCUCACCUACCUCUUGAGUGUGCGUGCGCAUUGACACCAGGACCAAUAGGAGAUGUGACUAGGCAGAGGAUGGACUCGACAGGGGAGGCGUAUGACAAUGCCGUUCUGGAGAUUGUCAAAGAAUGGGAAGCCGAAGAAGGCGAUGGCUUUGGUGUCAUGUGGCAACCCGGGUCGCUCAUCGAUCUUGAAAACUAUCCUAUCGAAGCACUCUCUCCGGUCGACUGCUUCCAUCCAUCCGAGGCGAUGCACCGCCGAGUAGCAGCUGGAGUUUGGAACAGGUUGACCUUGAGCCUCGAAGAGAAAUACACCAAGAUCCUCUGGGAUGACGGCCCCCAGGUGAGAUGCUUGGAAGGAGAUGACCGGUUCCAGGUCAAUUCGCUUUCUCAGAGCUCUUGA